AUGCUCCUUUUCCCGUUCGCUGCGCUGCUGGCUGCUCUGGCAGCAGUGCUCAUCUUUUGCAAGAAGUACUUUGCCUGGAAGUUCCCCAAGUUUCCGGGAUGGCCCACUAUCCUAGGAUCGGGAGAACGACAGGGGGACUUCCACCACAAUUGGUUGAACAGAAACCGGAUCGUGCUGCCCCUCCACUCGCCAUCUGGAAACUCCCAUCAUGGGAGUGAGCAAAGCCCAGCGGCUCCCUCCAGCUUCCUCAGCUGUCUCCGCGCCAAACUAUACACCCCGGGCGCCUCCAGGUGGCACAAGACAAGAGACCUUUUCAAGUCGGUUCGAAACAGGGGCAACUAA
This is a messenger RNA of Penicilliopsis zonata CBS 506.65, 342 nucleotides long. RefSeq lists its product as hypothetical. NCBI's taxonomy places the organism in Eukaryota, Fungi, Ascomycota, Eurotiomycetes, Eurotiales, Aspergillaceae. The coding region runs from base 1 to 342 and encodes 113 amino acids. The record is from RefSeq and is a predicted model, not a curated record. The transcript has 2 exons.